GGUCUGCAUUGUGGUAUCUGUUACUGUGUUCGUUGUUUCUGUCUCACAGUUGGGGCUUUCUUCUGCAAACGUCUGGGAUGGUGACAGGUCCCCAGACAGAGAAGAGAGGUACUGGGGAAGCACGUGUGUCUGCGUCCAUGCGUGUGUGUAUCCACGCACGUGUGCAUGUGUGUGGCAAAGCAGCGACGCUCCGGGAAGGGUUAACUUGCAGUCAGGCCGCCUGUGCUCAGGGCCCUCCGGCUGGCCUGGGAAUGGAAAGGGGUGGGCCUGGAAGGUGGGAGCGGGCUUGGCUCGCAUGAGCUGCCCUUUCCAAGACAGGAGUGCAGAUGCUUGCCCAGCUGGACUGAGCGUGCUGAACUCAAGUCGCCUUGGGGAAUGGCUGCAGAAGCCCACACCUGGACAUCACCCCCCGCACCCGCUGCCCCUCCACGGCAGGUUGCAUUUGGGAGCCUCUCUGGCCGGUCUUUAGAGGAGUGAGCCGAGAGGGAGCCGUUCGCGGGCUCACCGGCACCUGGUGGAAAGCAGCAGGCAAGGAUGGAUGUGGUCGACAGCCUUCUUGUGAACGGCAGCAACAUCGCUCCCCCCUGUGAACUGGGGAUCGAAAAUGAGACGCUUUUCUGCUUGGAUCAGCCCCGUCCUUCCAGAGAGUGGCAGCCAGCCGUGCAGAUUCUGCUGUACUCCCUAAUAUUCCUGCUCAGCGUGCUGGGAAACACGCUGGUCAUUACGGUGCUGAUUCGCAACAAGAGGAUGAGAACGGUCACCAACAUCUUCCUGCUCUCCCUGGCUGUCAGCGACCUCAUGCUCUGCCUCUUCUGCAUGCCGUUCAACCUCAUCCCCAACCUGCUCAAGGAUUUCAUCUUCGGGAGCGCCGUCUGCAAGACCACCACCUACUUCAUGGGCACCUCUGUGAGUGUAUCCACCUUUAAUCUGGUGGCCAUAUCGCUGGAGAGAUACGGUGCAAUUUGCAAACCCUUACAGUCCCGAGUCUGGCAGACAAAAUCCCACGCUUUGAAGGUGAUUGCUGCUACCUGGUGCCUCUCCUUCACCAUCAUGACGCCGUACCCAAUUUAUAGCAACUUGGUGCCUUUUACCAAAAAUAACAACCAGACCGCGAAUAUGUGCCGCUUUCUACUGCCAAACGAUGCUAUGCAACAGUCCUGGCACACGUUCCUGUUACUCAUCCUCUUUCUGAUUCCUGGAAUUGUGAUGAUGGUGGCAUAUGGACUAAUCUCUUUGGAACUUUACCAAGGAAUAAAAUUUGAUGCUAGCCAGAAGAAGUCUGCUAGAGAAAGGAAGACGAGCGCCGACAGCUGCAGCAGAUACGAGGACAGCGACGGCUGUUACCUGCAGAAGUCCAAGCGCCCGAGGAAGCUGGAGCUGCAGCAGCUGUCCACCAGCAGCGGCGGCAGGGUCGGCCGCAUCAGGAGCAGCAGCCCCGCCGCCAACCUGAUGGCCAAGAAGCGCGUGAUCCGCAUGCUCAUGGUCAUCGUGGUUCUCUUCUUCCUGUGCUGGAUGCCCAUCUUCAGCGCCAACGCCUGGCGGGCCUACGACACCGCCUCGGCCGAGCGCCGCCUCUCCGGGAGCCCCAUCUCCUUCAUCCUCCUGCUCUCCUACACCUCCUCCUGCGUCAACCCCAUCAUCUACUGCUUCAUGAACAAACGGUUCCGCCUCGGCUUCAUGGCCACCUUCCCCUGCUGCCCCAACCCCGGUCCUCCAGGAGCGAGAGGCGACGCGGCGGCGGAGGCGGAAAGCAGGACCUCGCGGGCCUCUCUGUCCAGGUGCUCGUCCGGCCCCGGCCACGCGAGCGCCUCUGCCCCGCCCCCGUGAGCUGCGCCCGGCAGCCGGGGCGGAAGGAUGGAGCGGGGGCUGAGGGGGAAAGCAGAGGAGGAGGGAAAGAAGAAAGCCGGAGGAGGAGGAGGCAGGAAGUGGAGGAGGAGGCAGGCACCAUUCCCGGCGGGAACAGCUUAACAAGUCCACCUGGCAUCCUUCAUCCGGGUUCCAGGGGAAGACUUCCAGGCUGCGGCCAUGGCUAAGGCCCCACCUUAGUUCCUAGCAGGACAUUUUCAAUAACAUUCACCAUCAG
Vicugna pacos (alpaca) is the source of this 2083-nucleotide messenger RNA. It is a transcript of the gene CCKAR, whose product is annotated as cholecystokinin A receptor. Gene Ontology annotation, molecular function: neuropeptide receptor activity; cholecystokinin receptor activity. Gene Ontology annotation, cellular component: plasma membrane. The record is from RefSeq and is a predicted model, not a curated record. Gene Ontology annotation, biological process: neuropeptide signaling pathway. NCBI's taxonomy places the organism in Eukaryota, Metazoa, Chordata, Mammalia, Artiodactyla, Camelidae.